GUCUUCCCCCCAGAUAAGCUGCUUCUGCAGUAAUGGGCCUUCAGUCUCUAUUUGUACUUCCCCCAGCACUCUUCUGGUUUAGCUCAGCUCCAUCUUCCAAUGUCAUAACUUAGAAGCCACCAACCCCUGAGGUGUACAGAUGAGGAAAAAGGCCUAGAAACAAGCACUAAUUUCACUGAGGUCUCAUAGUAAGUCAUUCACAGGGCUGGAAGUAGAACUUAGACCUCCUAGCCUCUGAGUAUACUGGCUCUCCUUAUCUCUCCUCUCCCUUCAGCCCCCUUUCCCCAGCACCAGCUGCCCAACACUCCUUAAGUGGAUCUGCCAUAAUCCUCUUCUCUUCAUCCCCCAGGGAGGAUAAGCUGGUGUUAAGACUAAUGCAGCUAUUAAUCCUAUUUCCUUUCAACUAUGAUCCAUAGGAGCAGAUGGGUUGCAGGAUGUCUGGGUUCUGGAUCAGAAAGUAGGGACCUCAGCUAGAGCUGGUAUCCCAGGUCAUAUGAGAUCAGAUACAUUGAUUAUGACUCAGAAAGAGGCUUCUAGCUGUUAGCAGUGGAUCAGGCUGCCUUGAGAGAGAGUGAGCUCCCCAUUACCAGAGUUAUGGGAAUAGGAGCCCAGCAGGAUUACAGAACAGAGGGUGGACCAAGAUUCCUAUCUGGGGUGGAGUCCCUUACAGCUGUGCAAGGCCAGGAUUCUGUGUGAACAGUUGCUGUCUCAAACAGCUAACCAACCAGAGAGGAAAAGCAAAACAUACAUGCUGAGGACCUAUCACUUCCAAACAGUACAAACUAGCAUAUUUAGCCCAUUGGCUCUGCCCUCUUCUGGUCCCAGGUCUGUCUUCCCUGGGUGCUUGGAGACUUUUACAGGCCAGCCCCACGUCUGGGUACCUUCUGCAUCUGCAGCCUUGCACAGGACCCUUCAUCCUCACACAGUCCUGGAACACUGAGCUGAAGAAGGAAGAUGAGAAGCCCCACCCCCCAAGGCCAUGGAGGUGGAGGCUGUGGAGGCUGCAGAGGCCCGGUCCCCAGCCCCCGGCUACAAGCGCUCUGGCCGCCGCUAUAAAUGCCUGUCCUGUACCAAGACAUUUCCAAAUGCGCCCAGGGCAGCACGGCAUGCUGCCACACAUGGGCCGGCCAACUGCACAGAGGAUGUGGUCGAGGUGAAGCCAAAGCUGGAGACAGAACCCAAGGCAGAGGAAGCCAGUGGGGACAAGGUGUCAGGUUCAGUGGCUAAGCCACGGCCCUAUGCAUGCCCGCUAUGCCCCAAGGCAUACAAGACGGCCCCUGAGCUGCGCAGCCAUGGGCGCAGCCACACUGGUGAGAAGCCCUUCCCGUGUCCUGAGUGCGGGCGCCGCUUCAUGCAGCCAGUGUGCCUACGUGUGCACCUGGCCUCGCAUGCUGGUGAGCUGCCCUUCCGCUGCUCACACUGCCCCAAGGCCUAUGGCGCGCUCUCCAAGCUCAAGAUUCACCAGCGUGGUCACACAGGCGAGCGGCCCUAUACCUGUGCGGACUGUGGCAAGAGUUUCGCUGACCCCUCAGUGUUCCGCAAGCAUCGGCGCACUCACGCCGGCCUGCGGCCCUACGGCUGUGAGCGCUGCGGCAAGGCCUACGCUGAGCUGAAGGAUCUGCGCAACCACGAGCGGUCACACACCGGUGAGCGGCCCUUUCUCUGCUCCGAGUGUGGGAAGAGCUUCUCCCGCUCAUCCUCUCUCACGUGCCACCAGCGUAUCCAUGCCGCACAGAAGCCCUAUCGCUGCCCGGCCUGUGGCAAGGGGUUCACGCAGCUCAGCUCCUACCAGAGCCACGAGCGCACUCACUCCGGAGAGAAACCCUUCCUGUGCCCUCGCUGUGGCCGCAUGUUCUCAGACCCGUCAAGCUUCCGGCGCCACCAACGGGCACACGAGGGUGUGAAGCCUUACCGCUGUGAGAAGUGCGGCAAGGACUUCCGGCAGCCGGCCGACCUGGCCAUGCACCGGCGGGUGCACACGGGCGACCGGCCAUUCAAGUGCCUGCAAUGCGACAAGACGUUUGUGGCAUCUUGGGACCUCAAGCGGCAUGCCUUGGUGCACUCAGGCCAGCGGCCCUUCCGUUGUGAGGAGUGUGGGCGAGCCUUUGCUGAGCGUGCUAGUCUCACCAAGCACAGCCGCGUGCACUCGGGUGAGCGCCCCUUCCACUGCAACGCCUGCGGAAAGUCCUUUGUGGUAUCAUCAAGCCUGAGAAAACAUGAGCGGACCCAUCGAAGCAGUGAAGCUGCAGGGGCUCCCCCACAACAGGAGCUGGUAGUGGGGUUGGCGCUACCUGUAGGCAUGACCAGCGAGGGCUCAGGCACCCCAGCAACAGGGGCUGGGCUUGGGGAGCCUGCUGCAGGGCUGCUAGGGCUGCCCCCAGAGUCUGGUGGCGUGAUGGCCACACAGUGGCAAGUGGUGGGAAUGACAGUGGAGCAUGUGGAAUGCUCAGAUGCUGGUGUUGGGGUGGCUUCUGGUCCCUUGGGAGGGCCAGGUGGAGGAGGCGAGGAGGUUGAUGAGAAGCCCCCCCAGUUUUUGUGCCGCAAGUGCAAGGAGACCUUCUCCACACUGACAUUGCUGCGGCGACAUGAGCGGUCACACCCAGAGCUCCGGCCCUUUCCCUGCACCCAGUGUGGAAAGAGCUUCUCAGACCGGGCUGGGCUGCGCAAACACAGCCGUACACACAGCUCUGUGCGCCCCUACUCCUGCCCUCACUGUCCCAAGGCUUUCUUGAGUGCCAGUGACCUGCGCAAGCAUGAACGCACCCACCCUGUGCCCAUGGGGACCCCUACACCCCUGGAACCCCUUGUGGCUUUGCUAGGAAUGCCUGAAGAAGGGCCAGCCUGAAGCCCAUGCCCACUAGUUCUCCACACUCCCAAGAGCCCAGCCCCCACAGAGUUCCUCCUGAGCCUCCUUUUGCCCCAGCUCUCUCUUUAAAGAGUCCAGAUCCCUGCCCCUGGUCAACUAACUCACCUGUUGCACAGCUAAGAGAGCAGGGGUGGGUAGAGUCUGGCAGCAGCUGUGAGAGAUGAUUCUCCCUGAGCAACGCUUAUUAAACCUUUCACCUUGGCA
Molecule: messenger RNA, 3070 nt
Organism: Otolemur garnettii (small-eared galago)
Lineage: Eukaryota; Metazoa; Chordata; Mammalia; Primates; Galagidae
Gene: ZNF668
Product: zinc finger protein 668
Exons: 3
Coding region: 980-2845 (621 amino acids)
Cellular component (GO): nucleus
Source: RefSeq, a predicted model, not a curated record